ACCGACGAUAGUUAAACCAGGACAAUUUAAUCAACCAAAUCUCGUGCCGAUGUGGAAUCAAAAUGAACGAUUAUUGAUCAAAGCACCGAAAUAUCAUCAACAAAUCGGCAAUGCUGGUCAUCGGAAUGGUCAAAGUUUCCAGUGAUCCUCGAUUUCUUGGUCCGUUAAUUGGUUCUAAUUUUCAUCAUUUACUUGGACAUGCGAAUGGAGCUACUUUUGCUUACGGAUCGAGAAACUUUUGGCCUUUUCCAACUUCUACUACUCAACAUCACGAUUCUCAAUUGGUCUCAUCGUUUAUCAAUCAAGAUCGAAGUCUUUUCGAUUUUCAUCCUAGAAAUCAAGGUUUAACAUUGGAUAAAUUGUCAGAUAAUUGUGACCAAUCAAAUCGACAACAACGAAGGAGUCGAACUGCUUUUUCCCAUCAUCAACUUCAAGUAUUGGAAGCGACUUUCAGUAAAGUUCAAUAUCCGGAUUUAACUGCUCGUGAACAAUUAUCGAUGUUAAUUCAGUUACCUGAAUCUCGAAUUCAAGUUUGGUUCAAAAAUCGACGAGCAAAACACCGGAAAUCAAUGAAAAAUCGAAUAAUAUUAACCAACAACAAUCUAAAUCACGAUAAUCAAAACAGUUCAAAUGAUGUUCAUAGUGUUUCCGUUAAUCCAUCAAAUCCAAUAAGAUCUAAUUCAUUGAUAUCGACAACAAUAUCACCUUCAUCAUCAGUAACAAAACCCCCAACAACAACAACAACAACAAUUAACUUAUCACCAUUAAGAGAUGAUCAUUUUCUUAGUAAAAAGUCAUUUUAAUUGUUACAAAAUUAACUAAUCAUUCACCGAUUGUAAUCAAACUCAUUGUCUCAAGUUGUAAGUUAAUUUUAAUGUAUUAUAUCAGAACAUAUCAAUAACAAUAAACCACCUUUUGAUUAUCUAAUUAAACUCAUCAUGUCGAUUGAAGAUUCUAA
Messenger RNA from Panonychus citri (citrus red mite), 958 nucleotides. RefSeq names its product homeobox protein OTX2-like. The transcript has 3 exons. Lineage: Eukaryota; Metazoa; Arthropoda; Arachnida; Trombidiformes; Tetranychidae. Gene Ontology annotation, molecular function: RNA polymerase II cis-regulatory region sequence-specific DNA binding; DNA-binding transcription factor activity, RNA polymerase II-specific. Gene Ontology annotation, cellular component: nucleus. The record is from RefSeq and is a predicted model, not a curated record. The coding region runs from base 111 to 803 and encodes 230 amino acids. Gene Ontology annotation, biological process: regulation of transcription by RNA polymerase II.